Antechinus flavipes (yellow-footed antechinus) is the source of this 3892-nucleotide messenger RNA. Its product is annotated as protein HIRA. Gene Ontology annotation, biological process: DNA-templated transcription; regulation of DNA-templated transcription; chromatin remodeling. The transcript has 23 exons. The record is from RefSeq and is a predicted model, not a curated record. NCBI's taxonomy places the organism in Eukaryota, Metazoa, Chordata, Mammalia, Dasyuromorphia, Dasyuridae. The coding region runs from base 195 to 3158 and encodes 987 amino acids. Gene Ontology annotation, cellular component: HIR complex; nucleus. Gene Ontology annotation, molecular function: nucleosome binding; protein binding.
UUGUGAUCUGGAAUAUGGCUCCAGUCCUCAAAGAGGAAGAUGAAAAGAAUGAAAAUAUUCCCAAGAUGCUUUGCCAGAUGGACAAUCACUUAGGUAUUACAGAACAGCCCUUCGUGGGCUUUGAGUGUUGGCAGAUUGCCCAAAGUUAGCCCAUGUGUUUGUAAUUAGAAAUAUAAGGCCCCGUGCAGCGGUAAAUGUCCCCGGUCUGCUGUCAGAAGGCACAGAUGUUGGCUACACACCUGGUUGAGUUAUUCAGCAGAAGACUUGGCCAACCCACAGAACCACCUUUGGACAGUCCUGCAGCUUGUGUGAACUGUGUGCGAUGGUCAAACAGUGGGAUGUAUUUAGCUUCUGGGGGAGAUGACAAACUGAUUAUGGUGUGGAAGCGGGCUACGUACAUCGGCCCCAGCACUGUCUUCGGUUCCAGUAGUAAGCUCGCCAAUGUGGAGCAGUGGCGGUGUGUGUCCAUCCUCAGAAGCCAUUCAGGCGAUGUGAUGGAUGUUGCUUGGUCGCCUCACGAUGCCUGGCUCGCGUCCUGCAGUGUGGAUAACACCGUGGUCAUCUGGAACGCCGUCAAAUUUCCAGAAAUUCUUGCCACUCUCCGGGGCCACUCUGGAUUGGUGAAGGGGCUGACCUGGGACCCGGUGGGGAAGUACAUUGCUUCCCAGGCUGACGACCGCAGUUUGAAAGUCUGGAGGACCAUGGACUGGCAGCUGGAAACCAGCAUCACCAAGCCCUUUGAUGAGUGCGGGGGGACGACCCACGUUUUGCGUCUCAGCUGGUCCCCCGAUGGGCACUACCUCGUCUCUGCUCACGCCAUGAACAACUCGGGCCCCACUGCUCAGAUCAUUGAGAGGGACGGGUGGAAAACCAACAUGGACUUCGUGGGGCAUCGUAAGGCGGUCACGGUGGUGAAAUUCAAUCCCAAAAUCUUCAAGAAGAAGCAGAAGAAUGGGAGCUCUGCCAAGCCAAGCUGCCCGUACUGCUGCUGCGCUGUGGGCAGCAAGGAUCGAUCCCUCUCGGUCUGGCUCACGUGUCUGAAGCGGCCGUUAGUCGUCAUCCAUGAGCUGUUUGACAAGUCUAUCAUGGACAUUUCUUGGACCUUGAAUGGACUCGGCAUCUUAGUGUGCUCCAUGGACGGCUCCGUGGCCUUUUUGGAUUUCUCCCAAGAUGAGCUUGGGGACCCCCUGAGCGAGGAGGAGAAGAGCCACAUUCACCAGUCCACCUACGGGAAGAGCCUGGCCGUGAUGACGGAGGCUCAGCUGCCCACCACCAUCAUCGAGAACCCCGAGAUGCUCAAGUACCAGCAGAGGCAGCAGCAGCAACUGGGCCACAAGAACGCAGCGUCCCGGGAAGCCGGCUCCAACCCCAAGGUGGCCAGCAUGGUGAACGGGGAGAGUCUGGAGGACAUCCGCAAGAAUCUGCUAAAGAAGCAAGUGGAAACGCGCACCGCCGACGGCCGGAGAAGGAUCACGCCCCUCUGUAUCGCUCAGCUGGACACUGGGUAUUCAUCCAGGGACUUCUCCACGGCCUUCUUUAACAGUAUUCCUCUUUCGGGAUCGCUGGCGGGCUCCAUGCUGUCUUCCCAAAGUAGCCAGCAGCUCAUGGCGCUAGACUCCAACACCAACUCCCUCAGCACGGCGAAGCCCGCUGCGGAGCCCGUGGCGUCGAGUCUGAAGCCUGCAGGGGAUGCCGUCAAUAAGGACAGUGUAAAUGCUACCUCGGCUGCAGCCGUCCCCCCCACCUCCUCGGCCUCUGUGUUAACAACUCCUUCCAAGAUCGAGCCAAUGAAAGCGUUUGAUUCCCGAUUCACUGAACGAUCCAAAGCCACCUCAGGGAGCGGGACUGCUGCCAUCACAAAUAUGAACCAGACUGCCAUUGACCGGUUGAAAGAGCAGAAUCUCGUGAAGGAGAUGAAGCCCAAGGACAUCCUGGAGAGCAGCAGUGACAGCGACGAGAAGAUCCCCAUUUCCAGGCCCUCCUCCCUGUCCAAACGGAAGCUGGACCUCGAAGGGGAGACCGUGGAGAAGAAGAAGAAGGGCCGUCCGCGGAAGGACACGCGCCUCCUGCCCGUGGCGCUGUCCGUGCAGUCCCCGCUGACGGCCGACAAGGAUGCCCUCUGUGUGUCCGCCCCAGCACUAGCUCUUAAACUGCCAACGCCAGCCCCGCAGAAGUCCUUUGCCCUGCAGGUGAGCUCCGACCCUUCCCUCUACAUCGAAGUGGAGAACGAGGUCACCGCGGUGGGGGGCCUGAAGCUGAGCCGGCUAAAAUGUACGCGGGAAGGCAAAGAGUGGGAGACCGUCCUGACCAGCCGGAUCCUGACCGCUGCGGGCAGCUGUGACGUGGUGUGCGCUGCCUGUGAGAAGAGGACGCUGUCCGUGUUCUCCGCCUGCGGCCGCCGCCUGCUGCCCCCCAUCGUCCUGCACUCCCCCGUCUCCACGCUGCACUGCACGGGGCCCUACAUCAUGGCUCUCACUUCCGCUGCCACCUUGUCUGUGUGGGAUGUCCAUAAACAGGUGGUUGUCAUCAAAGACGAAUCUCUGCAGACCAUUCUAUCAGGAAGUGACAUGACUGUUUCGCAGAUCCUGCUGACCCAGCACGGCAUCCCGGUGAUGAACCUGUCCGACGGGAAGGCCUACUGCUUCAACCCGGCCCUCUCCACCUGGAAUCUGGUUUCGGACAAGCAGGACUCCUUGGCCCAGUGUGCGGACUACAGGAGCAGUUUGCCGUCCCAGGAGGCCACGCUGUGCUCCGGGCCUCUCGCCAUAAUCCAGGGACGCACAGCUAAUUCAGGAAGACAAGCUACCCGGUUGUUCUCCGUGCCUCACUUGGUCCAGCAAGAGACCACCCUGGCCUACCUGGAGAGCCAGAUGGCGGCGGCGCUGACGCUGCAGUCCAGCCACGAGUACCGCCACUGGCUGCUCAUCUAUGCACGGUACCUCGUCAACGAAGGGUUUGAAUAUCGGCUGCGAGAAUUAUGCAAGGAUUUGCUGGGGCCGGUCCAUUACUCCACCGGAAGUCAGUGGGAAUCAACGGUCGUGGGCUUGCGAAAGCGGGAACUUCUCAAAGAGCUGCUUCCGGUCAUCGGGCAGAACCUGCGCUUCCAGCGGCUGUUCACAGAGUACCAGGAGCAGCUGGACAUCCUGAGGGACAAGUAGCAGCCCCUGGCCCGCUCCAGGAGGAACAGCGCUUCUCGGCACAAGCCCUGACGGACAGACGGCCGGCCAGCCCUUCCGAAGGGAGCCAGCGGGAGGGCCUCCAGCACAGGGGCCGUUCUUGUCCGAGGAGACCACGGCGGGGUGCGUGACAUCCGGACACGGACAGGCCCGGCCCUUCUUCCUAGAAGGGCCUCCCUCUCCAGAGCAAGGUCCGGGACUGCAGGGAGCUGCAGCUCCACGUGGCCGGGAGCCUCCCCAUGUGCUCCGGGGGACUUGCCACAAGUCGCGGGGAGGCGCGGGGAGAUGGCACCGCCCUCCAGAGCCCGUCGGCGGCAGAGGCCGCGGGCAGCGCCAGGGCCGUGAGCUCGGCAGGCUCUGAGCCCUGCCACGUGGAAGGCGGAAGGCGGAGCAGCCCAGAGACUCCCCUGCCCAGAGAAAGGCUGCCCUCCCCCAAGGCGGGUUUUCCACGAGGACCCGCCCGCUUGUGAGAGAGGACUUUCCUUGGCCAAGAAUCAGGAUUUCCCUAUGGGGCACGUGGACGCUUGUCACCCAUAGGACAUCGCAACUCUAAUUAUGACAGCUAUGUGGCUCAAUAAUUGUACCAAAAUUAACCUGUCCUCAUUUGGUUUUUAAUUUUUAAAUGUUUGUAAAAGACCGUUUUUCUGGGAAGGGGCAAGGGGCGGGCGAUUCUUUUUGUAAGUAUGAAAUAAAUGAACACGGCAUUGGAUACAAAA